GCCGGCGGGCAUUGGAUCUCGGCGGUGAUUGGUUGAUCGUAUCUGCAAGCCUCGCCAUGGUUGUGCAAGGCGCAGCUCUGGCAAUGCGCAGCUCUGGCAAUGCGUGUAAGCAGCUAUGGCGUUGCACAAUAUAAAGCUACAGCACCGUAUCGAUGACGCAGGCUUGCAAGCACCAGCCUGAUACUUUGUUCUAACGUUUUAUAAUGGAAGUCGCUGCAAGCGCCAUUGCUGUCAUCACGCUCGUUGGCAAUGUCAGCAACAUCUGUCUUCGAUUAUAUGGCAGUCUGGGGGCACGAGAAGAGCUGAAUCAGAUUGUCAAGGAGCUGGAUGGCCUUCGUCACGUUUUGACUGUAAUUACACAACUUACCGCUACCGACACAGGCUACGCGCAAGUAUGUUCGAAGUCAAGCUUGGCCAAGGUCAUCAAGGACUGCGAAGACGAAAUCAAGGAUCUCGAGGCUGAGCUGAAAAAGGUCGAGGAUUCCAAGUUGCCUGGCCUGUCGCUUCCAUGGUUACUGAAAGAGAAGGCGCUUGCCCGUCGGCUAGACAAGCUGACCCGCUUGAAGCAAGACCUGCAGCUCUCCAUGCAGACCGACCAAACAUCACUGCACUUGCAUACGCAUAGGGAAGACGAGGCCUUCCGGUCUUCGUUCGCAGAAAAAGAACGCGAAAACCAACGACGCCAAAUCAUCAACUGGCUGGAUCCCGCACCGUUUUCGUCCACGUGUAAUGACGCCCAGAAGACUCGAACCGCGGAUACGUUCACCUGGCUGCUGGAGAGCCCGUCGAUCACUGCAUGGAGAAACAAUCCGCACUCAAACAUUUGGCUGCACGGAAUUCCGGGAUGCGGGAAGACGGUAUUCGCUUCAUCAGUGGUGGAAACUUUGACAGCACAUUGCCAGCAGGAUCGAACCCGAACGCUGGCCUACUAUUUCUUUGAAUUCGGUUCUCGCGCAAAGGGCACUGCAGACAGCUUCCUCCGAUCGAUUCUCUCUCAGACUAUCGCUCAGAAUGAGGUGGUACCCAACGCAGUGCAGACGUUGUACACCGAAAGUUCUGGAGGGGUCCGAGGGCCUAGCGAAAAGAGGCUCCUGGAAGUGCUUCACGCGGUCUUGAACGCAUCUAAAGAUGUCUACUUAAUCGUUGACGCUGUUGAUGAGUCCGAGAAUAGAACAGAAAUACUGGGGAUUCUGCGGCAACUUGAACUUUGGGCGAUUCCUUCCCUUCACCUCAUGGCGACGAGUCGUAGCGAAGAAGAAUUCGAGAACUCUUUCCAGGGCUUCUGCCAAGUCAGUCUUGAGGGGAAAAUGCACAUUCGAGAUAUUCGAAAGUACACCAGACAGCGAAUGCAAGAUGGGAGGGCGUGGAGCAAAUGGCCCAUCAAUGUCCAAAAGGGGAUAGCCAAGGUGGUUGUGAGAAAGGCUGGGGACAUGUUCCGCCUUGCCAAACUCCACCUCGAUGCAUUGCAGAAAUGUAAGAACAUACACGCAUUGCGUCAGACCAUACCAAAGCUCCCUUCAACACUUGACGACACUUACGCACGGAUCCUGGCUAGUAUCGACUCGGAAGUUCGACCGGAUGCGCUACGAAUACUUGUUUGGCUAUGCUUUGCGCGACGCCCUCCAACUCUUCCCGAAUUGGCUGCAACUCUUGCGGUAGAUCUAGAAACACUCAAGUACAACCCCAUGCUGGAAUACCAAGACGCCAACGAAAUUUUUGGUAUUUGCGGUAGCCUGAUCAAACGUUCCCAGGAAGAUGGACGUCACGUGGUGAAGCUUUCGCACGCAUCCGUGAAAGAUUACCUUGUCUCUGGUAGGAUUGGUAGUGGGGACUUCGAAACACUGCCCAUGACUCCCAGCCUGGUCAAUCUGCAGAUGUGUACUAUCUGUCUCGUCUAUCUCAACGACCACAACUACGAGAACGAGGAUCAGGCUCGUAGUCGACACCAAUCUGACUCGCUCUUUGUGUAUGCGACCUUAUUUUGGCCUGAUCACUUUCGUCGUGCCGGCGAUCACCCGACUCUGUUACAGCAGGCACGGACUCUGCUACUUGGACACUCAUCGCGCUUUCUCCGAUGGUCAAAUAUCAUUAACUUGCCCCCAAGAUCUGUUCUAUUUAAGCAACUGGUCACGGACCCUGAUAGCUUGCAAAGCAGGUUGAAUGCCUGUUUGUAUCUCUCUGCCGGGAUUGGCAGUAUAAAGCUCAUUGAUGAUGCGCUCAAUGCAGGAGCCCAAGUUAAUGGAAGCUGUGGUUUGUUUGAGAGUGCUCUGGCGGUAGCCACGCUCAGUGGGGAGGUGGAAGCUGUGAAGCACUUACUGAACGCAGGCGCAGAUGUUGACCUCAGAAUUGGACAUUAUGGCUGCGUGAUACACUUAGCCUCCUGGAGUGGGCAAGUUGAACUGGUUGAUUGUUUCCUAUCUUCCGGAGCUGACCUGACUAUCUAUGGAGGCAUCCAUAGGUCAGCUUUGAUUGCAGCCGUGGAACGAGAACCUGUUAGUACGGCUCUCGUUAAACGCCUGCUCAUGGCUGGAGCAAAUCCAUCAGCAAGAGUAUAUAACAUGACACCUCUGAAUUUCGCUGUGUCCAAGAGAAGCAAGGCAUUGCUGGAGCUCUUGAUUGAAUCUGGGGCAGACUGCAAUGAUGGAUCGCUCCAAGUCGCCCAAAGAACGGGACAACUCGAGAUGGUGCAGAUAUUGAUCGACGCGGGAGCAGACCCGAACAUCGGCAUGAUCGAUGGUAUUAAUAUGAGAAUGGCCGCUAGACUGGGUGUAUCAGGCUUGCGCUUCGUGUUUGAAGACCUGGGGUACGGCAUCGACGCGGUAGAUGACGACGGACGGACUGCCCUUCACAUGGCUGCCUACACUGGGAAUACUGAAAGUAUUCAGUAUCUGCUAGGUCUGGGAUUCCAGUGCAACACAAAAGACAGGAAAGGGUGGUCUGCGGUGCACUAUGCGGCAAUGGCUUCGAAAGCUGACGGUCUGCGGUUGCUCCUUCCACUAUGGACGUUAGACACCCGUGGCUGGACGCCGCUACACCUAGCAUGUCAAGCAAACACGACCGAAGCCAUUGAUCUCCUACUCGAAGCAGGACUCCAACCGACGUCGAUAAGCACCAAACAGCCUCCGUGGAACUGGUCACUGUUUGACAUUGCAGCAUGGCACAGGAACUGGAAUCUCGUUUCGAGGACCAACAGUCCUUUACAUCCGGCUAUUCAUCAAGAUUCGAGACCCCCAACGCACAACCAGUUUAGGAUUGGCCGGAGUGGAAAGGUCAAUACGCGGAUCUGCGAUGGCUGCCAACCUUCCCCUAAAAUCACUACCAUCAGAAACGUCCAUAUGUUUCAUUGCAAAGAAUGCCCGGACUUUGACUACUGUAUGGUGUGUGUGGGAACAGCAGCACAGACACACCCUCAUUCAUCAUGGGAGCUAUUGCGAGACGCUCGGAUUGAAGUCGAUCUUUCGCAGGAUGAGAUGGCGCUUGCGGUCUUGCGAAACGAAGACCUCGCACAGCAGACCUCGUAAAGCGACAGGAUUUUCUCUGCGCCAGAUUGUGGUUUCGGAUUCUCAUACGGACGGCUGCAUCGAGUUCGAUCUUCUACGUCUCACAACUGCGCAUCACACCUCUAGAAUCCACAUAAACAUGGCGUAUUUGCAAGAAACUGUCAUACAUCAACGCAAUCCGCGCGCAAACCCUUCGUCUGUGCUCUCAGCAUACCGUCCUUCAUGUGUUGUCGAGUCUCGGCCUGACAACUAUUUCCAGCUCAUUGGAGACAAUGUUCAACUGGAGUUUCCGGUAGAUUAUCUGGGCGACUCGCUGCCUUAGGCUUUGUUAUACGGUCUACCGCGCCUGUGAGGUUCUGUCGAGCGGCUUCUUGUCUAGCUAAAAGUGUGUAGCUGGCUGUGUUGAGAAGAAUGGGUUUGGAAGAGCAUUAGA
Boeremia exigua is the source of this 3933-nucleotide messenger RNA. Its product is annotated as ankyrin repeat-containing domain protein. The coding region runs from base 204 to 3521 and encodes 1105 amino acids. The transcript has 4 exons. The record is from RefSeq and is a predicted model, not a curated record. Gene Ontology annotation, molecular function: protein binding. Lineage: Eukaryota; Fungi; Ascomycota; Dothideomycetes; Pleosporales; Didymellaceae.